Molecule: messenger RNA, 1671 nt
Organism: Brugia pahangi
Lineage: Eukaryota; Metazoa; Nematoda; Chromadorea; Rhabditida; Onchocercidae
Source: the annotation of a GenBank genome assembly
AUGAAAGGAUUUGACAAGGGAAAAUGUCAAAAUGAUAUAACAUUAUUAUUACAUUAUGGUAAUAAUUGCUUAUAUAUUUGUGGUACAAAUGCGCUUUCACCACGUUGUCAAAUAAGAAAUAAGCGAAAUUUAUUCGAAGAAUGCGCAACUAGCAUAAAUGCUAUUGGCCUUAGUACAUUCAAUAAAGAUUGUCCAGCUUAUCACUUAUCAUAUGAUAAUUAUACAUUUACAGCAUUAGCUGUUGAUAUUUCAUGUCAAAAGCAAACAUUACUCCGUGCUCUUCCGCAACAACAAAAACUUUGGUUACCAGUUAAUGAUGAUCGUUGGUUUCGUGAGCCAACAUUUAUUGCAUUAUUUGGUUGGAAGCAAUAUGUAUAUAUUGUUUUUAAUGAAGCAAAUAAUGAAGGCAUACAGGGUCGAAUUGGUGCCAUAUGCGCAAAUGACGCAGGUGUUGCAAAUAGUACGGCGCCCUACAAAAAUGCAUUCAAUUCAUUUGGCAAACUUUCUCUAAUAUGUCCUUUAGACAUGAAUAAUUUACAAUUGAAAAUAUUGAAAACAGCGCAAAUAUCUGCUAAUUUCAUUUUUGCUAUAUUUUGGAAUGGUUUUGAACGAUUACCAAUAUCUGUUUUAUGUGUAUUCGAUCUGAAUAAAAUCGAGAAACGAUUAUUCGAUGAUGAUAGAAUUUCGGAAACAGCAUGGAAAAUAAAUGAUAAUCAUUGUCCAGAAAGAAAUCAAUCCGGUUUUCCGAGAAUUUUUGAUAAAACAGUAAUUGCAACAAAUCCAAAUGCAUUGUACAUUUUUCCGGAAAUGAUUGAGAUAGUAUCUGUAAAUGUGGUUAAUGCUAAUAAUGAAAAUUAUCAAAUUAUGGCAAUAUCUAAGAAAGCAAAAGUAUAUGGUUUUAUUUUCAAUGGUAUUUCUAUUAAUAAACAAUGGACUGAGCAAAUUAUUGUUAGUGGAAAAAUAUUGGAAAUUAAAAUUCGAAAAGAGUCUCGAUUUACAGUACUCGCAUCAAAUUCUUUCAAAGAGUACAAAGUAAAAGAUUGGUCUUCAGAAAUUAUCGAGAAUAUUAGCCAGAAUACCGGACAGCAAUGUAAUUGUGAAUGGACCGAAUGGAGUAUUUGUUCACAGAGAUGCGCUGGAGGAUAUCGAAGUCGAGAAUGGCGAUGUUUACCUGGUGACACCUGUAAUUCAUCCAAAGAGAAUCAACAACAAUAUGAAUCAUGUAACAAUGUAUCAUGUAAUGAAAUUCGACGAUAUAGUGAUUGGAGUCAAUGGUUAGCAUUAGAUGGUAAUAGUGAAAUUCGAUAUCGUGCUAGUUGUGGUGUUGAAAUACCUGAUCCUAUGUCAAUUAAAACUAUACUUCAUGGAUCAAAACGUGUACUUACGUAUCAUGAAUGGUUAGCAUGGAAUGAAUGGACAGCAUGCAGUGCAACUUGCGGUAAUAGUUUACGGAGUCGUUGGCGUAUCCGGAAAGGUCUUAUUAUAUCAUACAAUGAUGAUAAUAUUCAGUAUAUUGUCGAGCCAUGUUCUAUACCAUCAUGUAAAUUUGAUGAAAUGAUUGAAUGGACAAAUGGAAGCAAUGUUCGAUGGAAAAUUUUAAAAUGUUCAUCGCUGGAUGAUUGUUUCUAUAAACUCAAUAAUAUCAAUGAUUUUACCAACAGUAAUGUUUGA